CAUUUUCUCAUCAUUUCAUAUCCAGAACGAGUUAUUCUAAACGAAACACAAAACAAAUCAUCAACGACAUUUUUUUCAAGGUUUUUUUUGCAAAUUAUAAUCGCACAGAAAAAAAAUUAUAAUAUUGAAAUGAUACCAUUUCAUUAUUGAAAUCGAAAUGUCUGUAUGAUUAUUCGAUGAUAAAAACGUGGAUAACAAUGGCCAGAUUCAUAAUGAUUAUUCAAUUUUUAAUCUUAUUCAUUGUUGCAUUAUCGAGGAUAACAAUCAUUGAAACCACAUCAUCAUCAUCAUCAUCAUCAUCAUUGUCGACAAAUGUCACCGAUUCAUCAUUGCCAGCAGCACAUACAACAGAUGUAAACAAUCAAACAGAUGUUACUGCAACAGUGUCAUCACCGGCAAUCAUAUCAACAGCAUUGGAAUCAAAAACAAAUAUUACAUCACCACCAACGGUCGUCUAUCAGCAACAUCAUCAUCCAUCAUUAUCUAUAAGUGAAGCCAAUGAUUAUAAAAAUAAUUCUUUAGUAUUAUCAUCGAUGGUAUUCUAUGACGAACAGCCGAUUGAUCCGAAUUCUUCAGCUAUUAAAAUUCUGACGAAUAAACCGAAAAUUAUUUAUAGCGAUCGUAGCAAUAACAAUAACAAUAACAAUGGUGAUGAUGAUGAAUAUCAUUUAGAACGUGAUAUUGAUCAAUAUUUUAAAAACAAAGAAAAACGUAUUCGAUUCCGACAAAAUCAACACGAUGAUUCUAACGAUGAUGAUGAUGAUGAUGAAGAUUUAAUUAAUUUGAUUGAUAAUCGAAAACAAGUGGUAAAUAUUAUUGAAGUUAAACGUCCACCAACAAAUGUACCGCCACCGGAAACCAUCAUUUAUAAAGGUCGACGUUUUCGACUAUUUCGGCCACCGAAAUAUAUGUUACAAAGAGCAAAGAAACGUAUAUUGCCAGCUGAAUCUAUUGUCGAAGAUGAUCCUCAUCAUCAUCGUAAUCAUUAUCAUCAUGAAAUUCCUAGACAUCGAUCAAAUCGAAAUAAAGCUCGUGUAGGAAGAAAAGCAUAUGCUGGAAAAUUAUCCGAAUUUCCCGUGUUACCACCAUUGAAUCGAGGACAACCAAUGGUAGCAAAAGUAUAUUGGCGACGUACAAUUUAUCCAAUGUCAUCGACAAUGAAUCGUCCAAAACGUAGAACUAUUUAUGAAACAGUAACAACGAAUGAUGAUGAUGAUGAUGAUGAUGAUGAUAAUCUUGAUGAAAAUUCAAGACAAAAACGUCAAAAUAAAAAAAUUGAAAAAUAUAUUGUACUUUAUGUACGAAAAAAUCCACGUGAUAAAAACAACAAUACACAGAAUAAAAAUUCAAAAACAAUCGAUGAACCAUUCAUGGCAACAUCAUCUGAUAAUAUGCCACAAAAGAUUAGCAUUAAGAAUAAAAAAACUAAAUCAUCACCACAAACAUCAUUUCAUGAACUUUAUAAUGAUGAUGAUAUCGAUGACGAGGAACCGGAUAGUUCACCAUGGUCAUUGGAUUCCGAUGAUGAUGUUGAUGAUGAUGAAGAUUUUGAUGAUGAACAAACAGCCAAAAAUCGAAACGAUAAUGAAGGUGGCGGUGGUGAUGAUGAUGAUGAUGUCGAUGACAAUAAUACUAGCAAUAAUGAUGAUGAAAAUAAUUAUAAAAAAUUGGAAAAAUUUCAACGACCAAUACCCAAAUGGCCAGUAUGGAAUAAAAUGGGAAUACCAUCACUAGCUCCAUUACCAAUGCCACCAGAAUCCAGUUCUUCUUCGUCUUCUUAUACAAAUGAUCCUGUAACAAAACCGAUCAUAAAUUUUUAUCACCAUCAAUAUACAUCUGAUUCACCAGAAUUGGUAUCGAAAAAUAACAAUAAUGAUUCCGAACGACAUCGUGAAAAUAUUGUUCAUCGUAUACCAACAACGUCAUCAAAUAAAAAUUUCAUUGGAAAUAAUAAUUAUAAUCCACAUCAUCAUCAUCAUCAUCCACAUCCAAUAUGA
This is a messenger RNA of Dermatophagoides farinae (American house dust mite), 1997 nucleotides long. RefSeq lists its product as uncharacterized. The record is from RefSeq and is a predicted model, not a curated record. NCBI's taxonomy places the organism in Eukaryota, Metazoa, Arthropoda, Arachnida, Sarcoptiformes, Pyroglyphidae.